AUGUCGAAAUAUUGGGGAGAAUUACCCGACACGGACGAUGAAGAAGUCGUCGAGGAUUUUGAUUUUACUACAAUAAAAUUGGAUAAGCCGAAUACUAGUAAUAAUGUUCAAUAUUUUCCUGUGUACCAACCUGUAAUCCAUGCUGAAAGCUUCCUGCCGCCUGACAUUUAUUUCAGUGAAGAUCCACGAAUAACUGCAAACAUCGAUCUCGUGUCUUACAUAGUGAAGCAUGAAGAUCAUUUGAAUGGUUUGGAAAGCAAGGUGAAAGAUUUAAAAGAAAACCAUAUCCCAAAUAACAUAGAAACUGUUUUAUCUAUGUUAUCCUUACCUAUAGUACCACCUCCAGUUCUUAGUGAACAGACAUCUUGUCACAAUUUCAACAGUGAUCAUGAUAAUAUAGCUAAACUUCAAUCGUAUACAGAUAGUGAUUUUUACAAUGGAAGAUUUCCUAACGGUUUGAAAUCACUGAAUGCAAUGCUACUAGCAGCUGAUCAUAAAGAUGAGUUAGUUUUAAAAUCUAUAUCUACAAUUGGCUUACUAGCUGGCUACACAGGUAUUGAGGAAUUGUGUUUGAAUGUAUUAUGUACAGUUUUCGGACAGUUUAUGCGCUUGCUGACCACUCAGCUGAAAGCCUUAUGGGAUAUAAAUAGCUCUGAAAAACCUUUUCCUGAUUUAAUAGGAAAAGUUUUGUAUGAAAUGAACCAAGGAAAAUGCAUUGACGUCGUCAGAAGCUGCAGAACUCAAUUCAUAAAUAAUUCUAGCUACCUAUUAAAAACCUCAAACACAGUCUAUAAUGAUUGUCUGAAGCAGCAAGAACAUUUCAGAAAGAUCAUUCCAGAGUUAAUUACAAAACUGUCAGCUGAUAAUAACCAGCAGCUGCAUCACCACCAUGAUAAUCCUGAUCAAAAUAUUUCAAUGGAAACUUUGACUGAAGAAAACUGUGUGAAUUACAGUGAUCAGGCAAUGAAUAGCUUUUUGAAUCCAAAUCUUGAGAGUCACAACGAAACAAUACCACCUUACAAAAAGUUAAAUUCAGCUGUUUUUAUUUCAAUUUAUAUUCUAUAA
Messenger RNA from Helobdella robusta, 1065 nucleotides. RefSeq lists its product as hypothetical. Gene Ontology annotation, cellular component: SAGA complex. The transcript has 7 exons. Bases 1 to 1065 code for a protein of 354 amino acids. Gene Ontology annotation, molecular function: transcription coactivator activity. The record is from RefSeq and is a predicted model, not a curated record. NCBI's taxonomy places the organism in Eukaryota, Metazoa, Annelida, Clitellata, Rhynchobdellida, Glossiphoniidae.